CCCUCCGCCGGGAGCAGUUUGGGUUUGGCCCUUUGGCAGGGCUGGUGACAGCGCUCUGCCAAACCUGCCAAACCUGUGCUGGCAGGAGGAAAUCAAGGGUGGCCAACCUGUUUUGGGGCUGGGGUGCCCAUCAGACCAAGGCAAUGCCCCGGGUGGUUGCUCUCCUGCAAUUCGGGCUUUCCCAGGGGAGCGUAGGGGGUGUUAGGGCAAAAUAAUGUGGUAUUUGGGAUGCUUUCCUCAGUUAUCUCCGGCUGCUCAGGAAAGGGCACAGCCUUAGAUAGCGGAGCUGGGCUCUCCGUGCAUCAAAGAGGCUUGGCGUUUUUCAGUUGCGUGGGUGCCGACGCCAACGUCACCGCCGGCCACGGCACGGAGGGGCUCACCUGCGGCGCGGCCGAGAACUGCACGGGGAACGUGACGCAGCUGAGGCGACAGGGUCACUUCUCCAGGUGCCCGGAGGAGUACAAGCACUACUGCGUCAAAGGGAGAUGCCGCUUCCUCGUGGCCGAGAAGGCUCCGGCUUGCGUGUGCGAACGAGGCUACACGGGGGCUCGCUGCGAGAGGGUGGACAUCUUCUACCUGCGAGGCGACCGGGGCCAGAUCGUGAUCAUCUCCUUGAUCGCCGCCAUCGUCAGCCUCAUCAUCCUCAUCGUUUGUGCCUGCCUCUGCAGUCACCACUGUCGGAAGCAGCGUAGGAAGAGAAAGGCAGAAGAGAUGGAGACGUUAAACAAGAAUUCGCCUUCCAAAAGCGAGGACGUGCUGGAGACGGGCAUCGCGUGAAGGAGCUCCAGGUACCUGCAGGCGGGUCCCGGACGGCGGCACCGGCUGGCUCGAUGGGCGAGGGCUAAAACUUACGACGGCUUAAAUAAAGGGGUGACGGAAAGGUG
Messenger RNA from Aquila chrysaetos chrysaetos, 884 nucleotides. It is a transcript of the gene BTC, whose product is annotated as betacellulin. The coding region runs from base 229 to 777 and encodes 182 amino acids. Gene Ontology annotation, biological process: epidermal growth factor receptor signaling pathway; positive regulation of cell population proliferation; positive regulation of mitotic nuclear division. The transcript is spliced from 6 exons. The record is from RefSeq and is a predicted model, not a curated record. NCBI's taxonomy places the organism in Eukaryota, Metazoa, Chordata, Aves, Accipitriformes, Accipitridae.